UGAGAAAAUUGCAAAGCUGAUGUCCUUCCUAACUGAUGAUUUGGCUAAAGUACCUUGCACUGGAAAUGCCGAAUUUUAUUUUCGCCUCCUGACCCCUAAACAAUUGUGGCCAACUACAACAUUCGGCUGGUUAUGGGAUGCGGUAAGCUUCGUAGCAUAACAUUUGACGCAGUUAACUAUGGUAUACUAAUGCCUGAUAGAUGUCACUCGUGUUGCAGCACAUGGUUACAUGUAUGCAUAUGUUCCGUAUUAGGGGGACGCAAACGCCAUCCCCAUAUAAAACAGAUCGUAUUGCUUUUCUCGAUCCUUUGUUUGUUAGUAUGUGGGCAUUCGAAUUCCCUAAAAUGGAAGCCUCUAAUCAAUGGGUUUUUGGAGAAGGUUAUUUUGAGACGUACGUGGGAAGGCUGCCAAAAUACGGAAUGACAAACAAGGUGUGGGUUGACGAUGUAGACACCCUGCUCUUCCCAUACAACCUCGAUAACAACCAUUGGGUAGCCAUCGAAGCUGACUUAGUCCAGCGGAGGCUAAGAGUUUACGAUAGCAUAAACAGCGGUAGAACCGACGAGAGUCUACAAAAGAAGUGCAAACCGUUCGCAAAAAUGAUCCCACGCUUGAUACAAGCAUAUAACCGGAGGUACAAAGAUGAGCAUAUCGGGGCGGCGGCAUUUAGUUACUACCGGGUGAAAACACUCCCACAGAACUAUCAACAAGGUGACUGUGGUGUGUACACGUUGAAGUGCUUAGAGUGUAUAGCUCUUGGAGUAAAUUACACAGGCCUAUGUGAUGCGGCCAUGCCUUCUAUUAGGAUGAAACUUGCUGCAGACGUGUUUGAUGAGGUCCCAGACCGAGACUGCUUUCUCCAACUAGAUGCUACGUCGGAGACAGUAGAUUAUCCGGAAGCUGAGUUCAACUCGGGAUCAAAAAGUUGAAGAGGUUCCAUGUACAUUACCGGAGCAGUAUGAUUUUGCAAAAUUGAAGAUUGGUUUUACGCGUGUUGCUAAUAGAAGAUGCGUGUUUGGUCAU
Camelina sativa (false flax) is the source of this 1023-nucleotide messenger RNA. Lineage: Eukaryota; Viridiplantae; Streptophyta; Magnoliopsida; Brassicales; Brassicaceae. The record is from RefSeq and is a predicted model, not a curated record.